AAUUAGAAAGGAAAAAAGGAGGGAGAGAGCAUGGUUGGAUGGAGAGAAAAUCCCAAGCAUGUUGGUUUGAAAGAGGGAAGAGACGAAAAUGGGACAUUGCAUUGGCCGGAAAUAUAAAGAGAAACGCAUGGAAUAUGAUUCCGUCAAAGCCGGUCAUCAUACUAGGACUGUGACCGGGCCUUGGAACGGUCAGACGGGCAGCCUCGUAUAGGUGACCCGGGCAGUUUUAUUUUUAUUUAUUUAUUUUAUCCUAGUCUUUUGUCUUUGUCUUUGAAUGACCAAACUCCAUGAUUGGUUGUUUGGCUAACCUCAUACCCUGUUUGGUUCCGUGGAAAAACAAGAUUGAUUCUGGAAAACAAUUUUUUUUUCACAGUUCUCAAACCACCGUUCCAAACCAGUUUAGUAGAUGGUGGCCAACUCCACGAGGGAACACAAGAGGGAAUGAAGGGUGGAAUCCGGGCUACUCGUCCAACGAAUCUGAAUCAAAUUUGAGUGGCCAGGUUUAUUCGAGGGCUCUCUCUUGGAUUAUAGAUCUUGGGUUGGUUUAGGCAGCAGCAGGUUAUACUUGGGUCACGGAUACAAAUUUAGCUUCUGAAAUCAAAAGGUUUGCUGGCUUGCUGUCUGACAUCUACAUUCCCCAAGUUUCAUAGUUUAGUAGGCCAGAAAAAAGUUAACGAUCUUGGAAGUUCCAUUUCUGCAGUCUAGCUUUCUUUAAGUUUCUGAAAGCAUGAAAAGAUUGAAGUUUCUUCUUUCCUCCUGGAAUGAUAAAUGACAAAUGUAUCAACCUAAGGCUGUUCCUAGUCCAAGUUUAGUUCACAACAACUCGUUAGUUCAUGGUCAGCAUUCAGAUUGUGGUGCCAACACAAUGGAUCCCAUCAAUGGAGGAAACAGUCUCAACAACAACCCUAGUCUCGCUUCAAAGCAACGAUUGCGUUGGACUCAUGAGCUUCAUGAACGCUUUGUUGAUGCUGUUGCACAACUUGGUGGUCCAGACCGGGCUACACCCAAAGGUGUCCUUAGAGUCAUGGGUGUGCAAGGUUUAACAAUAUACCAUGUCAAAAGCCAUUUGCAGAAAUAUCGACUUGCAAAGUACCUUCCGGACUCAUCAUCUGAUGGGAAAAAAGCUGACAAGAAAGAGUCUGGGGAUAUGCUUUCCAGUUUGGAUGGUUCUUCUGGGAUGCAAAUUACUGAGGCACUCAAGCUGCAGAUGGAGGUGCAAAAGCGACUGCAUGAGCAAUUGGAGGUGCAAAGACAGCUUCAGUUGCGAAUAGAAGCCCAAGGAAAGUACUUGAAGAAGAUAAUAGAAGAGCAACAGCGACUCAGUGGGGUUAUUACAGAAGUGCCUGGUUCCGGAGUUCCUGUCCCAGUAUCAGGUGACAACUGUCUAGAAUCCGACAAGACUGACCCAGCAACUCCUGCACCAACCUCGGAGGGGCCCCUCCUAGAUAAGGCUGCGAAGGAAACUGCUCCAGCCAAGAGUCUUUCAAUAGAUGAAUCUUUUUCAUCCCAUCAUGAGCCACUGACACCAGAUUCCGGUUGCCAUGUCAAUUCCCCUGGUGAGAGCCCAAAAGGUGAGAGAUCAGUGAAGAAGCAGCGGGUGAGCAUAGGUGCAGCAUAUGCCAAACAAGAGAUGGUUCUUACGCACCAGAUACUAGAGUCAAGCUUAAGUUCCUCCUUCCAUCAACCACAUUCAGUUUUUCUGAACAGAGAUCAAUUUGAUCCUCAAGCAGGGAUAUCAAUCAGCAAUGAAGACCAACUGGAAAAGGUUCCAAGCAGCAAUCACUAGGUCAGUAUGCUGCAUGGUAUUUUCUGGGCUUAAUUUAUACCCUGUAUGUGUAGUUGCUAGGAAAAAAAUUUCAUUAGGUCAAGGAACCAAUGUUGAGUUUAGAUGUCAUGAGACAAUUAGGUUUAAGACACUUUUAUUGGAACUUACUCUUUUUUUUAGAAAAAAAAAAAAACCUGGGGUUUCAUCAAAUGAGAUGAUUACUGUGUACAGGGGUGGAGAUGUGAUUGAGAUAACCGUAAACCCCAUUGGGUAUUGCAUCAUUUAUAAUGUUGGAUGCUUCUAUUUCAUUAA
Molecule: messenger RNA, 2077 nt
Organism: Vitis vinifera (wine grape)
Lineage: Eukaryota; Viridiplantae; Streptophyta; Magnoliopsida; Vitales; Vitaceae
Product: myb family transcription factor PHL7
Exons: 8
Coding region: 776-1786 (336 amino acids)
Molecular function (GO): DNA-binding transcription factor activity; DNA binding
Source: RefSeq, a predicted model, not a curated record